Messenger RNA from Myzus persicae (green peach aphid), 2253 nucleotides. RefSeq names its product forkhead box protein A2-like. The record is from RefSeq and is a predicted model, not a curated record. Bases 975 to 2192 code for a protein of 405 amino acids. Gene Ontology annotation, biological process: regulation of transcription by RNA polymerase II; cell differentiation; anatomical structure morphogenesis. The transcript has 5 exons. Gene Ontology annotation, molecular function: DNA-binding transcription factor activity, RNA polymerase II-specific; RNA polymerase II cis-regulatory region sequence-specific DNA binding. Lineage: Eukaryota; Metazoa; Arthropoda; Insecta; Hemiptera; Aphididae.
AGUAGUGUGUUGUUAAUGUCGGUAAGAAGACAGAGCCGGUCGGUCGUGUGUAUUGGUGGUGCGCUCACAGUAAUAAUAAUAUUAUAAAUCUUCUCGCGUCUUUCACACUCACUCACCAUCGCUCGGUGCCCGCGGACCUCGCUCCGAGCCGAGCACGCGUAACGUUUUUAUUAUCACCCACUAUUAUAUUAAAUUAUAUUAUAAAUAUUAUAGUAUAGACUUCGAUAGACGUAGGCCGCACGGGUAUCCAUAUAACAUAGUAUAAUAAAUGUAAUUUUACAAAAAAAUCGUAUUUUACUGUUCACAAUUUUUUCUCACCUCUCGUGCUCCAGUCGUAAUACACAUAAUGUACACUAUAUAACUUACUUAACACAUAUCAUUUUUAUACAUAUGUAAACUUCAUGUACAUAAAUAAUAUAAUCGUACUAUAAAUAUUUUUAUACGUGUCGUACUCGUUUUUAUUAACCGUUAUUAACCGUUUAUUUCCAUCAAUAUAUUGCAGUCGCACGAUACACGCGGCGGCUGUCCGAACAACAAUAAUUAUUGUUACGCUUACGACUCGCGCGCAUGUGACCCGCACGCCUGCACCGGUUCGGUCGCGCCGCGAGCACAAUCACACCAAUAUUAUACCGACCGACACCUAUACACGACCGCUACUGUAAAAUACGCACACGCGUGCCGCGGCAGUCGUAGCGUAUCGCCGUGUCGUCGCAUUACACCGGUGUGUGUGCCAUCACUCGAACCGGCGACGGUUGUUCCGGCGCGUUUUUCGCAACACCUAUACGACACGCCGGUUGUCGGCCAACGCGUCGCGUCCACUGCACCACCGCCACCGACGACGACGCCGCCGCCACCGCCGGCACUCGGCGCCCGGGGUGUACCCGCGCCAAAAUUUCAAACAUUCCGAAUAGCUGAGUAGUCCUACAAGUGUUUGAUCAAUCGGACGGCAUCUUGGAGACUGUAGCUUGGUAUCGAUGAACCGCGGGGGCCAACCCCAUUCACCGGAACAGCCAAGCCGUACCGCAGCCGCAGUGGACAGCAUGAAGAACGAAGAGCCGACCAUACCGAGUCAUCACCAACAGCGGAACAUGCUGGCCGAGGCGAUAGCGUCGCUGCCGCCUGUGCCGCAGAACUUGUCGGCCAUCGCUCUGUUCCAUCAGCUGCCCAUACUGUACCAGCAACACUACCAGCACAUGUUGCAGUCUCGCAUCUUGCCCUACCUACAAGAAUCGCUGAGGUUGCAGAGUUCUGUCAACUUUGUGGAUAAACCGCAGAUGCCCACGGUGCCGGCCAUCAGCCUGUUCAACCAACCCGCCGAACAGAACGCGGCGGCCGCAGCAGCGGUGACGGCUGCGGACAUAGCGGCAGUCGGUUGUAACGAGAAACCGCCUUACUCGUACAUAGCGCUCAUCGCCAUGGCCAUCACGUCCACGCCCAACCAGCGGAUGACGCUUAGCGAGAUAUACAACUAUAUUACGGACAAGUUCCCGUACUACCGGCGCAACAGACAGGGCUGGCAGAACUCGAUCAGGCACAACCUGAGCCUGAACGACUGUUUCAUCAAGAUCCCGAGAGGCCGGACCGGCAUGGACGACAACAUGGGCGGCGGAAAGGGCAGCUACUGGACGCUGGACCCUGUGGCCGCGGCCGACAUGUUCGAGCGGGGCAACUACAGGCGGCGGCGAAUGCGCCGGCACAGGCCGUACCAGCAGCAAAACCACCACCAGACGAACCAACAGGACAUCAAGUCGCUGCUACAGCAACAGCAACAGCCGCUGGCCAGUCCUCACCACCAUCACCACCACCACUUCUCGGUGUACCCCGAGUUCCAGUUGGCCGGCAGGAAUGCCGUGGCCGCCGCGGCCGAGUCGCUAGCGGACAAGCAGCACGCAGCAGCCGCCGCCGCGGACACGGUGUCCUCACACAACCUGGCGUUUCACAUCGAGAACCUGAUACAGAAGAAGCACCGCGGCGCCGAGAUGUCUCAGGAGGAGAUCGUGUCGUCCAGCGGCGUGCACAACAACAACAACGAUCUGCAGCAGUACGCGGCCGGCGACGACCACCUACACCACAACCACCGCCAUCAGCCGCCACCGAUGCAGCACGCGGUCGAGUCCAAGCCCAAAUUGAUUAUCAUCAACGACGAGGAUGACAGCAACAUCAGUGGCGGCAGUGGCGGAAGACGCUGCUAAGACGCCACAGCCGUCAUGCGCACAAUCAAUUAUCGUAAUAUCAUAACGAGUCAAUUGCGUA